Messenger RNA from Zea mays, 636 nucleotides. RefSeq lists its product as uncharacterized. The transcript is spliced from 2 exons. Bases 1 to 579 code for a protein of 192 amino acids. The record is from RefSeq and is a predicted model, not a curated record. Lineage: Eukaryota; Viridiplantae; Streptophyta; Magnoliopsida; Poales; Poaceae.
AUGACCGGUGAGCCUGAGAGAAUCGGCAUCCUCACCAGGCUUGAAGCACAGCGAUCCAACUCCAGGUCCUUGUUCGUUAGCAGCAGGGCACCCUUGGCCAGGUUGGUCCGCGAACGAUGGGGCCACGCGCUAUCGACGUUGUCGGUACCCCUUGGCGAUGGUGUGGUGCCUCGAUGUGGGGAAGCGCCGAACCGGGGCAGGAAUUGGGGACACGAACGUCGACGCACGGAAGCGCCAUCCGCGGACGGGAAGGGAGAAGAACCUAGGAUUUGGGGACGCCAUGGGUCGAGGGCUCGGAAGCGCCGUCCGCGAACGGGAAGGGAGGGGAACCGGGGAUUUGGGGACGCGAACGUCGACGCGCGGAAGCGUCGUCCGCGAACGGGAAGGGAGAGGAACUGGGGGCGGGAUUUGGGGAUGCCAUGGAUCGAGGGCGCACGCGUGGUUUGUGCCGGCGAGGAGCCGGAGCGAGAUCUACGCACCGCGGGGAUUUCGAGGAGAAUAGAGUCGGACAUGCUGUGUGCGGUGGAGGGGUGGUGGGGAAGGGCGGGGGAACUGAAGAGCUACUACCUUGGGUUGUGAUGACGACCUUGACCUUGUUGCCAUCGUCGUCAAGCCCAUGGUGACCUUGGUGGGCAG